This is a messenger RNA of Pochonia chlamydosporia 170, 1011 nucleotides long. Its product is annotated as c2h2 finger domain-containing protein. Lineage: Eukaryota; Fungi; Ascomycota; Sordariomycetes; Hypocreales; Clavicipitaceae. Gene Ontology annotation, biological process: ribosomal large subunit biogenesis. The transcript has 3 exons. The record is from RefSeq and is a predicted model, not a curated record. Bases 1 to 1011 code for a protein of 336 amino acids. Gene Ontology annotation, cellular component: preribosome, large subunit precursor.
AUGAACAAUCGCAUCUUCAAUUGCAGAACCUGCGACGUGCAGUUUGCGUCGUCUCAGGCGUGGCGGGAACAUGCCAAAAGUGAUGCCCAUGUUGCCAAACUCAAGGACCGCAUGGCCUCGUCUGGUGUGGUGUUACCGUCCGCGAUAGCCCGACAAGAUGAAUGGUCAAAACAAAACUCAAGACCAGCUCAAAAUUCUGAUCGCAGGACGUCACCGUCUCAACCAAUGGUAGACAAAGAAGGUUCCGAAGAUGAGCUCUACAGUGAAGGAGACUCAGAGACAGAGCGCGACGCCAACCCCGACUUCAUACCCGAGCAAUGUCUCUUCUGUGGUACUUUGUCGGAAUCAUUCGACCAAAACCUCGACCACAUGUCGCAAACACAUUCGUUCAGUAUUCCGCAGCAAGGGUCCCUGAUUGUCGAUUUGGAAACUUUAGUGUGGUACUUGCACCUCAUUGUGUAUGGCUAUCAGGAAUGUCUGCUCUGCAGCAAGACCAAGCGAUCAGUGGAGGGCAUCCAGCAACACAUGACGGCAAAGGCACACUGCCGCUUCGAAAUAAACAACGACAUGAAAGACUUUUAUGAAUUCUCAGAAAAGGCUCAACCCGUCCAAGAUAUGAUCAUUCCCGGCGAGUCGAUCAUGAAACUGACAUCAGGCAAAAUCCUCGGCCAACGAACUUUACCAGCAGAAAACACAUCACGGCGCACACUACCACACAGUGAAUCAUCAAACGAGACAGCGUCCAACGAACUGGUCACAAAAUCUGGGUCGGAAUUGACGAGGAAUGAUCGCACGUUGGCGAGAGUCGCUAGUCAAUUGUCGCAAUUUAGAAUGGGCGAUCAACAGAGUCUCGUGCAUCUUCCUGCGCAUGAGCUUCGAUCUGUGCUUGCUUCGAGGAUGAAGCAAGUGAGUAGCGCGAAGAGGGCGGAGAGACGAAUGAGAACGAGGCUUGAAGGAAAGGGGAAUAAGACUUUGAUGAAGCAUUUCAAGCCAGAUGUUCCGGUCGUUUAG